Molecule: messenger RNA, 2710 nt
Organism: Nycticebus coucang (slow loris)
Lineage: Eukaryota; Metazoa; Chordata; Mammalia; Primates; Lorisidae
Gene: RGL3
Product: ral guanine nucleotide dissociation stimulator like 3
Exons: 19
Coding region: 101-2266 (721 amino acids)
Biological process (GO): positive regulation of GTPase activity; Ras protein signal transduction
Cellular component (GO): plasma membrane
Molecular function (GO): guanyl-nucleotide exchange factor activity
Source: RefSeq, a predicted model, not a curated record
GGUCAGUCCCGCCCCGCCCCGCCCCGCCGGGCCACUGCCCGCCACCCGCCGGUUCUUCCGCCUCCCUCAGCGGCGCCACGGGAAGGAACGGGCGAGUGCCAUGGAGCAGACAGCGGGCAAGGAACUCGCCCUGGCGCCGCUGCAGGACUGGGGCGAGGAGACCGAGGACGGUGCGGUGUACAGUGUCUCCCUGAGGCGGCAGCGCAGUCAGCGCUCAAGCCCAGGAGAGGGGCCUGGGGGCAGCCAGACCACUGCGGACACCUUCCUCCACUAUCGCACCAGCAAGGUGAGGACACUGAGGGCAGCGCGGCUGGAGAAGCUGAUAGGAGAGUUGGUGUCUGGAGACCCUGAGCAGGACCCAAGCUUCAUGCCAGCCUUCCUGGCCACCCACCGGGCCUUUGUGCCCACUGCCCAGGUGCUGGGCUUUCUGCUGCCACCAACACCACCACCACCACCUCCUGGGGUACAGAUCCAGAAGACAGAAGGACUAGAUCUAAGCUUCAACAAGAACCUAAGGGCUGUGGUAUCUGUUCUGGGUUCCUGGCUGCGUGAUCACCCUCAGGAUUUCCGAGACCCACCUGCCCACUCAGACCUGAGCAGUGUCCGAACCUUUCUGGGCUGGGCAGCCCCAGGGGGUGCUGAGGCCCAAGAGGCAGAGAAGCUUCUAGAAGACUUUUUGGAGGAGGCUGAACGAGAGCAGGAAGAGGAGCAGCUCCCAUUGUGGGCAGAACCUCCUAGAGCUGCCCAAAGCCCUGGCCCAGCCUCCCAGGAGGGCUUCCUGGAGGAAGAGGAAGGCCUUGUGCAGGACGGUCCUGAGCUCCUGGACUUCAGCAUAGAUGAGGUGGCUGAGCAGCUGACUCUUUUGGACGUGGAGCUCUUCUCGCGGGUGAGGCCCUGUGAGUGCCUGGGCUCCGUGUGGUCCCAGCGGGAUCGGCCUGGGGCCGCCGGCGUCUGCCCCACUGUGCGCGCCACCGUAACCCAGUUCAACAAGGUCAUUGGCUGUGUGCUGGGUUCGGUGCUUGGGGAGCCAGGCCUGGCCGCCCCACAGAGGGCGCAGCGGCUGGAGAAGUGGAUCCGCAUUGCCCAGCGCUGCCGAGAGCUGCGGAACUUCUCCUCCUUGCGAGCCAUCCUGUCCGCCCUGCAGUCUAACCCUAUCUACCGGCUCAAGCGCAGUUGGGGGGCCGUGAGCCGGGAACCGUUGUCCACUUUCAGGAAACUUUCCCAGAUUUUUUCAGAUGAGAACAACCACCUCAGCAGCAGAGAGAUUCUUUCCCAGGAAGAAACCAGCGAGGGACCCCGAGAGGAGGACACCCCCAAAGGAACCUCAGGGACACCCCCAGGCCCUGUUCCCUACCUUGGCACCUUCCUCACGGACCUGGUCAUGCUGGACACAGCUCUGCCGGACAUGUUAGAGGGGGAUCUAAUUAACUUUGAGAAGAGGAGAAAGGAGUGGGAGAUCUUGGCCCGCAUACAGCAGCUGCAGAGGCGCUGUCGCAGCUACAGCUUGAGUCCCUGCCCGACUAUCGUGGCCACCCUGCAUGCCCAGCGCCAGCUCAGUGAGGAGCAGAGCUACCGAGUCUCCCGUGUCAUUGAGCCUCCGGCCGCUUCCUGCCCCAGCUCCCCACGUGUCCGGCAGCGGAUCAGCCUCACUAAGCGCCUCAGUGCGAAGCUGUCCCGAGAGAAAGGCUCAUCCCCUGGUGGGAGUCCUGGGGAUCCAUCAUCACCCACCUCUAGUCUGUCCCCAGCAUCCCUCCCAUCGAGUCCUAGAACCAAGGAUCCUCCUCCUGGCAGUCCUCCAGCCUCCCCAGGGCCCCAGAGCCCCAGCACCAAGCAUCUGCAGAUGAGCAAGGCUGCACCCCUCCACCCCCACUGCCUGCAGCUUCCCCUGAGCCUGGACCUUCCAGAUUCUCGACCCUUGGCCUUGCCCCUGAGUAGCCCUCGAAUCCCUCUCCUGGGUCAGCAGAGCUUGGAAGCCCGUGUCAUCCGUGUCAGCAUUGACAACGACCAUGGAAACCUGUAUCGGAGCAUCUUGCUUACUAGUCAGGACAAAGCCCCCUGUGUGGUACUGCGGGCCUUGCAGAAGCACAAUGUGUCUCAGCCCUGGGCCCAUGACUACCAGCUCUUCCAAGUCCUUCCUGGGGACAAGGAACUCCUGAUCCCUGACAAUGCCAAUGUCUUCUAUGCAAUGAGUCCAGCUGCCCCCGGAGACUUCAUACUGCGGCAGAAAGAUGGGAGAAGGCAUACCCCAUCUCUCUCCCCAACCUGAGGCAGGCUUCUCCUCACUCCAGAACACAGACCCCAUGGGCAGCUUGGGACCUGGCUUCUAUCACUAUGGGGGUGAGGAGCUGUUCAACUGGAAACCUUCUAUCCACAGUAGAAGCCAUGGUGGAGAACUCCAUCUCAUAGAAGGGACUGGGGCAUCUUUCCCCAGAGAAAUCCUAUAACUGUUGGAGACAUCAAAACUGACAGUUGUGGAAGAAAAUAGUAACCAAAGUUAUCAAACAUGAAUCAGUCUUGUUUGUUCUAUAUCUGUGUGCCAUGUUCAUCUUUUAUCAAAAUAGAAAACAAUGACCAAAAACAGAAAAAUUAAAAGCCCUAAGAGAGGGCAUGGUGAGGCAUGGCUCUGCCCCACUCAGGAACACACAGUCCAAAGGCCAAUUUCCUGAAGAGAUUUUCAUUGACUUCAGUUUUUUGUAAAUGCAGGGUUAUU